AUGUCUGCCUCUAAAGUCUUCGUUUGCGGUGCCACGGGUACCCAAGGCGGCUCCCUCACCCGCUGUCUUCGCGCAAAGGACAUCGAGGUCCACGCACUAGCCCGAGACCCAACCUCCGACAAAGCCAAGGCCAUAGAGGCUCUCGGUGUCAAGCUAUGGCACGGGGACUACGACAACCAAGAAGCCAUGGCCUCCGCUAUCGCUGGCUGUGAUGCCAUCUUCAUCAACCUGAUGCCCAACCUCAAAGAUCUGUCCACCGAGAUGGUCUGGGCUAAGAACCUACUCGCAGCCGGCAAAGCUGCCGGUGUCAAGCACGCCAUCUACUCGAGCAGCUUUAGCUCCGACAACCUCGAAAAGUUAAAGUUCCUGGACCAGGAAGGCAUCGUCGCCACAGUCCUGCGCUCCAAGCAGAGCAUUGAGCAGGAGGUCCGAGGCGCAGGCUACGACCACUGGACGAUUCUCCGCCCCGGAAACUUCAUGGCCAACUUCCUGCAGCCGUUGGUGCGAAUGUACCCUGGGCUUGUCGAUCAGGGUGUUUGGACCACAGCCAUGACACGAGAGACUGUGCUACCCAUGGUCGACACGAAGACAAUCGGGCUCUUCGCCUGCGCGGCAGUUUUGGAGCCCGAGCGGUUCAGUAGCAAGCAAAUCAGCUAUGCGGAUGAGCUUGUGAGCAUAGAUGCGCUUCUGCAGGAGCUUUCGAAGGCAACGGGGCGAGACCUGAAGGCCGUGUAUCUUACCGAUGCGGAGAUUGAGGAGCAAAAGGCAACUAACAUUUUCAUCGGAGGGCAGCUUGUCAUGCGGGACAUGUCCCGGUUGGUGAACAUGCACGAGGUCAAGGAGUGGGGAAUUCCGAUGAGCACAUUCAAGGAAUUUCUGGUCAGGGAAAAGGAGGCAGUGGAUGCGACUUACAACAGCUCUGCUUGAGGGGCUUGUUUUAGGAGGGGAGGCAUUCUGACAAAUAGGUAUCGUUCCGUGGAUCCUACUCCAGAC
Ilyonectria robusta is the source of this 993-nucleotide messenger RNA. RefSeq lists its product as uncharacterized. Lineage: Eukaryota; Fungi; Ascomycota; Sordariomycetes; Hypocreales; Nectriaceae. The record is from RefSeq and is a predicted model, not a curated record. Bases 1 to 927 code for a protein of 308 amino acids. The transcript has a single exon.